GAUAUGUUGAAGUAUAAAUGCGGUGUAGCAAAAGUUGUACAACAAUUUUUUAAAAAAACUGUUUGUUCCCAAGAUUUUUUUGUUUGAAGAUUUUAGGAUGUAUAUAAUUAUGUUGUAUAAAUUUUAUUGCCUGCUAGGACAUUUUCUUUAAGAAACUGUGAAGAAAGUGAUGUCAUUCACUAUAAAUAUUACUUAUUCAUGGCCUGAUGACACUACCUUGGGUUCCACAAAUAAAAAUUAUACUCAAAAAACAAAAACCAACACAAUGUCAAUAUAUUAUGCACUGAUAUCACGUGAGUCAACGGUUUUAGUGGAUUACACUGAACAUUCAGGAAAUUUUCAGCAAAUCACCAUGGCCAUACUUCAAAAUAUUGACACAAAGAAGGACACAAUGUGUUCUUAUUCGUCUGGAGAGUUUAUAUUUCAUGUUGUUGUUAGCUCUGGCUUGGUUUAUUUAUGUAUGGCAGAUGAAUCAAUGGGCAAAUCUUUACCAUAUGCCUACUUACAUAAGAUAAAAACUCAGUUUGAAUCGAGUACCUUGUUUGAACGAGCAAUGCAUUGCAAUGCUUAUGAGUUGAAAAGAGAUUUCACUCCAGUUCUUGGUCAGCACCUACGCAAGUUUAACAAAGGAGAUGUAGAUGAUGCAAGCACAAGUAAAAUCAGAAACCUACAACGAGAUGUAGAUGAGGUGAAAACAGUGAUGACUCAAAAUAUAAAAAAAAUAUUCGACAGGGGUGACAAAUUGGACAUACUUGUCGACAAAACUGAAGACCUCUCAAAAUCGUCUGAAUCAUUCGCCAAAUCGUCACGUCGUCUUAAAAACAAGGCAUGGUGGGAAAAUAAAAAGUUGUGUGUUAUUAUGGUUGUUGUAAUUUUGGCUAUAAUUGGUAUCAUUACAAUCGUUGUUCUCGUCGAAGAGAAUGUGAUAUAAGAAGAAUGGUGUCGUGUAAUGAAUCGCGAGUAUAUUAUAUAUUAUAUAUGUAUGAAAAAGGCCUUCACGCGAAACCAUUAUGAGUUAUCAAUUUUGCAGAUGAUGUUUAUAUGAAUUCACAGCAAGAACAUUCUUUGGUUUGUGUAGACGUUUGCAGUAAAAAUUUCAAUAUUUAUCGAUCCUUUUUAGUGUUCCUUAUAUUUCUAUUCUGUUUCUAGUUGAUUCUGGAGACAAAAUUGUCGGCAAAUUGUAGACUCGUGUUUCAUUUUCUUUUCUCGCAAACAACCUGGUACAUAGGCCUCCACUUGAAAUAAGGGCAUAUCUUAAGUAUAAACUUGUUUGAUCUUGUUUUAACAGUUUGAGUGCAAAGCAUUCGUAUCUUUUUUAAAAUUGUGCAAUUUCAAGUGUUUCAAGUGUCAUUUUUCUUGUUAUAUUUUGUUUCCGACAUCUUUUAGUGUAAACAGGGUUUUAAGUUCCUGCAAUUAAACUUCUUCGUUUUUUUGCUAAACUGAGCAUGGAAACGAAUAGCUGAAUGUUAUGUAAUGGCAGCGCACAGCUUAGAAAAUUAUGUUUAUAGUAGUGUAAUUAAGGGCAUGUAGGAGGAGGCAAAUAUUCUGGUCUGCUCUUUAACCUAAAAUCAUUUAGAGGACUGUUAGUAAAUAUAUUUAAACGGACUAGCAUAUUUUCUUAAAUAUUUUUUUGUGCAUUUCUUUUCAGAAUAUUUUAUAGUUGUAUAUAUCCUAUCGUUAAGUAAAAUUCUAUUACGUCACUUUAUAAGAAAUAAAAUCGAAAGAUAAAA
Messenger RNA from Hydractinia symbiolongicarpus, 1730 nucleotides. RefSeq lists its product as uncharacterized. The coding region runs from base 170 to 931 and encodes 253 amino acids. Gene Ontology annotation, biological process: vesicle fusion; exocytosis. The transcript is spliced from 7 exons. Lineage: Eukaryota; Metazoa; Cnidaria; Hydrozoa; Anthoathecata; Hydractiniidae. The record is from RefSeq and is a predicted model, not a curated record. Gene Ontology annotation, molecular function: SNARE binding; SNAP receptor activity. Gene Ontology annotation, cellular component: membrane; SNARE complex.